Messenger RNA from Acanthosepion pharaonis, 873 nucleotides. The record is from the annotation of a GenBank genome assembly. Lineage: Eukaryota; Metazoa; Mollusca; Cephalopoda; Sepiida; Sepiidae.
AUGAGCACCUCUGUUUACAACUCUCUUUCUCAACCCUUCUUACUCUCCCCCUCUCUGUUAGUUUCUGACUCUCUUUCUCUCUUUAUACAUAACUAUCUUUCUCUCUGCUUCUCUCUGUUCAUAAAGCCUUCUUCCCUUUUUAGCUUGCUUCACUCUCAUUUUUUUGUUUCUCUCUUUCUAAGUUUGUUCCUAAGUCUCUCUCUUUCUUUCUCACUAUCCAUAACUAUUUGUUACUCUCCUUCCAUCUCUCUCUCUCUCUCUCUCUCUUUAUUUGUAACUUCUUCCUUCUCUCUCACUUCAUGCAUAACACUUAAUUUUUCUGCUAGUAACCCUCUCUCUGUUCAUAACAAUCUCUCACUCUACUGUUUCUCUAUCCAUAGCUAUUCGCAACUUUCCUUGCCUCUCUCACUCUUUACUUAUAAUUCUCCUUCCCACUCUCUCUCUCUCUCUUUAUUUAUAACUCUCUUUCUCACUCUCCCUUUCUUUAUUCGUAACUUUUCUCCCUUCUUUCUCUUUAUUUGUAAGUCUCUUUCCCCUCUCUCUAUUCUGUUGUUAAUUAUCUUAGCUCGUUCAUAUCUAUCUCAAUCCAUUUUAUAUCUAUGUCUUAAAACCUGGCAUUUUGCUUUCUUUCAUUGUCGCCGAGACGAGCACGUCCCCGCUUCGCUCGCUUGCCUCGUCCGGGUUGCCCACCAUCCGAUCCCUGAGAUGACACACGCGAAGCGUUAUUGGUUAGCUUUGUCGUGUCGCCACAGCCACUGCGACCGCCUGGCAUUGCUUAAGCCCCGCCUCCCUCGACUAAAGACACCCACUUGCUUGGUGUAUAAGAUUGGAAAAUCCUGCGCAUAUCGGUUGGCCUCAUUCGCAGACCAUUAA